Messenger RNA from Cavia porcellus (domestic guinea pig), 2010 nucleotides. It is a transcript of the gene Tbp, whose product is annotated as TATA-box binding protein. The transcript is spliced from 9 exons. The record is from RefSeq and is a predicted model, not a curated record. Gene Ontology annotation, biological process: DNA-templated transcription initiation. The coding region runs from base 406 to 1371 and encodes 321 amino acids. Lineage: Eukaryota; Metazoa; Chordata; Mammalia; Rodentia; Caviidae. Gene Ontology annotation, molecular function: RNA polymerase II general transcription initiation factor activity; DNA binding.
GUGACACGGGAGGAAACCGAAAGCCAGCUAGUGCCCUGAAUGCGGUUUAGCGAGCUCAGCCCGCCGAAGCCGAGGCUGGAACUGGCGGAAGUGACGUUAUCAACGCGCGUCACGAGUUCAGUGGGGUCGUCAAGGGUCGCCGUGGCGGGCGCCUGGGCCGCCCGGGGUUUAACUUGGUUUCCGCGGGCUCGUUGUCAUCUCUGCAGUGACUCCAGCAAAUGUCUGAAUAUUUCCUCUGUACCAGUGAGUGAAAUGUGGGCCUUUGGACAAUAACCUGUAACUUUGGAAUAUCAGCACCACUAUUUCCUGGUGUGUGAAGAAGACCCAGAGGGUUGCGGAAGUUGAUAGGAAGAGCGAGCUGGGGAUGCUCUAGGUAAAGACUGAGAGCCGCAGGAAGUGAGCACCAUGGAUCAGAACAGCAGCCUGCCGCCCUACGCCCAGGGCUUGGCCUCUCCCCAGAGCGCCAUGACCCCUGGGAUCCCCAUCUUCAGUCCCAUGAUGCCUUAUGGCACAGGACUCACACCACAGCCUGUUCAGAACACCAACAGCCUGUCUAUUCUGGAAGAGCAGCAGAGGCAGCAGCAACAGCAGCAGCAGCAGCAGCAGCAGCAGCAGCAACAGCAGCAGCAGACAGUGGCAGCCGCAGCCGCAGCUGUGCAGCAGGCAGCACCUCAGCAAGCAGCUCAAGGGGCCUCGGGCCAAACCCCACAACUCUUCCAUUCGCAGACUCUAACAACUGCACCCUUGCCGGGCACCACCCCCCUGUACCCCUCCCCGAUGACCCCCAUGACCCCCAUCACUCCGGCUACACCAGCCUCGGAGAGCUCUGGGAUCGUGCCGCAGCUGCAAAAUAUUGUAUCUACAGUGAACCUUGGUUGUAAACUUGACCUAAAGACAAUUGCACUUCGUGCCCGAAACGCUGAAUAUAAUCCCAAGCGGUUUGCUGCUGUAAUCAUGAGAAUAAGAGAGCCGCGAACCACAGCGCUGAUUUUCAGUUCCGGGAAGAUGGUGUGCACAGGAGCCAAGAGUGAAGAACAGUCUAGACUCGCAGCAAGAAAAUACGCUAGAGUUGUGCAGAAGUUGGGUUUUCCAGCCAAAUUCUUGGACUUCAAGAUUCAGAAUAUGGUGGGGAGCUGUGAUGUGAAGUUUCCUAUCAGACUGGAGGGGCUGGUGCUUACCCACCAGCAGUUCAGCAGCUAUGAGCCAGAGUUGUUUCCUGGAUUAAUCUACCGAAUGAUCAAACCUAGAAUUGUUCUCCUUAUUUUCGUUUCUGGAAAAGUUGUAUUAACAGGUGCUAAAGUCAGAGCAGAAAUUUACGAAGCAUUUGAAAACAUCUACCCCAUUCUAAAGGGAUUCAGGAAGACGACGUAGUGGCUGUCAUGCGUUCCUGUUCCCCCAGCGCCCCCUGUUCUUUAAGCAAAUCAGUUUGGUACCUUUCAUGGUGGUGGUGUGAGAAGACGGAUGCUCAGGUGUAGGCUGCAUCACAAGCAGCUCUUCUGGCCAGGCCCCCGUGGGAUGCCGGGAAGGGCUACUCUCCUGCACUGAGAACACCGCGGCGUUACUGUGAGUUGCUCGUACUGUGCUGCUAUCUGGGCAGCGCUGCCCGUUUAUUUAUAUAUAGAUUUUAAACACUGUUGACAGGUUGGUUUAAGGGAUAAAACUUGUAAGUGAUGAAGCCACCUAUACAAUUGGACUUAUUUUGUUUAAUUUUUUCCCCAUAAACCACAGUUUUUAUAUUUCUACCAGAAAAGUAAAGAUCUUUUUUAAAAGUGUUGUUUUCUAAUUUGUAACUCCUAAGGGUUAUUUUUGUGCCAGACACAUUCCACCUUUGCAGUAUUGCAGGACAGAAUAGAUGUAUUAAUGGAAACAAAUGGCUGUACAUAUUUUUCUUUCUUCAGAGUUCUCUGUACAAUAAAUGCAGUUUACAGAAGUGGUAGGUUGUUGUUAUGCCUUGUAAGUCACGUGAUCAUACUGUUACAAACUGUAUUUUAGAUACAAUGGUUGAAAUCA